CCACCAGAUGGCGGUUUAGGAUUGCUGCUCUUCUCUCAAGGCGCGGUUCCGCUCGCACGGCCAAUUUUCAAUAUUAAAAUACGCAAGAUUUUAUAACGAAAAUCGAAUUAUUGUUUCGGAAGGUGAUAAUCUAUUCGGCGAUGGUCGUUAAAGGAGCUGAAGAGAGUUAAGUGCGAACACGUUGAAUUCAGUUCGCCUUCCAGACCAUCCUUCCCAGCCUAGCUGCCUUGUUCUUUUGUCUUUGGACCUAAAUCACACUUGGACCUGAAGAAGUACAUCAACACAGCUACUCACCCCACCGCCUCCCCAGCCGACCAGGAUGAUCACCUCAGAGCUCCCUGUCCUGCAGGACUCGUCGAAUGAAUCUGGGGCAACAGACGCAGUGAGCUUAACUAUGAGCAUGAGUGAGAUGGAGGAUCCAGAGGCAAAAGGGAAGAAGAAGAGAGGAAGGCCCGGAAAACAACCCCUGACAACCAAUAAGAAACCUCGCAGGUCUCCAACAGACAAGACCCUGAGCGUGCCCAGAGGACGAGGGAAAGCCAACGGCGUGGCUCAACAUAAUGGAGAUGGUGGAGACCCUGUCACUCUGUUUGAAGUGGUCAAACUGGGCAAGAGUGCCAUGCAGUCUGUGGUUGAUGAGUGGAUUGAAUCAUACAAACAAGACAGGGACUUGGCACUGCUGGACCUCAUCAAUUUUUUUAUCCAAUGCUCGGGGUGCAAAGGUACUGUAAGAAUCGAGAUGUUCAGGAACAUGCAGAAUGCGGAGAUCAUCCGUAAGAUGACUGAGGAGUUCGAUGAGGACAGUGGAGAUUAUCCUCUGACCAUGCCAGGGCCUAUGUGGAAGAAGUUCCGCUACAACUUCUGUGAGUUUAUCAGCGUUUUGAUCCGCCAGUGUCAGUACAGCAUCAUCUACGAUGAGUACAUGAUGGACACGGUGAUCUCCCUCCUCACCGGGCUGUCUGACUCUCAAGUGCGAGCCUUCAGACACACCUCCACAUUAGCAGCGAUGAAGCUGAUGACGGCACUGGUGAAUGUGGCACUGAACUUGAGCAUUCACCAGGACAACACCCAGAGACAGUACGAGGCUGAGAGGAACAAGAUGGCAGGCAAACGAGCCAACGAGAAGCUGGAACUGCUGCUCCAGAAGAGAAAGGAGCUUCAGGAAAACCAAGAUGAAAUAGAGAAUAUGAUGAACUCCAUCUUCAAGGGAAUCUUUGUGCAUCGCUACAGGGAUGCAAUUGCAGAAAUCCGAGCCAUCUGUAUUGAGGAGAUUGGAGUGUGGAUGAAGAUGUACAGUGACGCCUUUCUUAAUGACAGUUACCUGAAAUACGUUGGCUGGACACUACAUGACAGGCAAGGAGAGGUGCGUCUAAAGUGCCUUAAGGCUCUGCAGAAUCUGUACACAAACCGAGAACUGUUUCCCAAGCUUGAGCUUUUCACCAACCGCUUCAAGGACCGUAUAGUGUCAAUGACACUGGAUAAGGAGUAUGAUGUGGCUGUGGAGGCCAUUCGACUGGUCACACUCAUCCUGCAGGGCAGCGAAGAUGCCUUGUCCAAUGAGGACUGUGAGAAUGUGUACCAUCUGGUCUAUUCUGCCCAUCGGCCAGUGGCUGUCGCUGCUGGAGAAUUCCUGCACAGGAAAUUGUUCAGUCGCCAUGACCCACAGGCAGAAGAAGCACUGGCUAAGCGCAGAGGGAGGAGCAGUCCCAACGGAAAUCUGAUCCGCAUGCUGGUGCUCUUCUUUUUGGAGAGUGAGCUUCAUGAGCAUGCAGCCUACCUUGUGGACUCGCUAUGGGAAAGCUCUCAGGAGCUGCUGAAAGACUGGGAGUGUAUGACUGAACUUCUACUGGAGGAGCCUGUGCAAGGAGAAGAGGUCUUUUCAGACAGGCAGGAGAGUGCGCUGAUAGAGCUGACAGUGUGCACCAUCCGACAGGCAGCAGAGGCACACCCACCUGUCGGCAGAGGAACUGGCAAACGGGUGCUGACAGCAAAGGAGAGGAAGACCCAGAUAGACGAUAAGAACAAACUGACGGAGCACUUCAUCAUGGCUCUGCCAAUGUUGUUGUCCAAGUACCAGGCUGACUCUGAGAAGGUAGCCAACCUGCUGCAGAUCCCUCAGUACUUUGACCUGGAUGUGUACAGCGCCGGGCGCAUGGAGAAGCACUUGGACGCCUUGCUGAAGCAGAUCCGGCUCGUGGUCGAGAAGCACAUAGAGUCGGACGUGCUCGAAGCCUGCAGCAAGACCUAUAGCAUCCUCUGCUCUGAAGAGUACACCAUCAUGAACCGUGUGGACAUCGCCCGCUCCCAGCUCAUUGACGAGAUGACCGAUCGGUUUGCACACUCGGUCGAAGAGCUGCUGCAGGAGGCUGAGGAGGCCGAUGAUGAUGAUAUUUACAAUGUUUUAUCUACACUCAAGAGACUCACAGCCUUCCACAAUGCCCAUGACCUGACACGGUGGGAUUUGUUUGGGAACUGUUACCGGCUGCUGAAGGCUGGCAUCGAGCAGGGCUCCAUGCCAGAGCAGAUAGCCGUCCAGGCCCUGCAGUGCUCCCACUACUCCAUCCUCUGGCAGCUAGUCAAGAUCACAGAGGGGUCUCCCAGCAAGGAUGACCUCUUGGCUCUCAGGAGAGUGGUGAAGUCUUUCCUUGCCGUUUGCCAGCAGUGCCUGUCCAACGUCAACACACCAGUCAAAGAGCAGGCGUUCAUGCUUCUCUGUGACCUGCUGAUGAUCUUCAGUCACCAGCUAAUUUCUGGUGGCAGGGAGGGUCUCCAGCCGCUGGUCUUUAACCCAGACAGCACUCUGCAGAACGAGCUGCUCAACUUUGUCCUGGACCACGUCUUCAUCGACCAGGAUGAUGAGAGUCAAAGCAUGGAGGGAGACGAGGAGGACGAGGCCAAUAAGAUUGAGGCUCUCCACAAGAGGCGAAACCUGAUCGCAGCUUUCUGCAAACUCAUCAUCUACGAUAUUGUAGACAUGCCCGCUGCUGCUGACAUCUUCAAACACUACAUGAAGUAUUAUAAUGAUUAUGGCGACAUCAUUAAAGAGACUCUCAGUAAAACCAGGCAGACAGACAAAAUCCUCUGCGCCAAGACACUCAUUCUCAGUCUGCAGCAGCUGUUCAACGAGCUGCUGCAGGAUCAGGGUCCCAACCUGGACCGGACAUCAUCUCACGUGAGCGGCAUCAAGGAGCUGGCCCGCCGCUUCGCUCUAACCUUCGGCCUGGAUCAGAUCAAGACCAGAGAGGCUGUAGCCACCCUGCACAAGGAUGGAAUAGAGUUUGCAUUUAAAUACCAGAAUCCUCGGGGACCAGAGUUUCCUCCUGUCAAUCUGGCCUUCCUGGAGGUUUUGAGUGAGUUCUCCUCCAAACUAAUCCGUCAAGACAAAAAGACUGUCCAUUCGUACCUGGAGAAGUUCAUGUCUGAGUCGAUGUCAGAGCGUCGGGAAGAUGUGUGGCUGCCGCUGAUCUCCUAUAGGAACAGCCUACUGACGGGAGGAGACGAGGACCACAUGUCGGUCACAUCGGGCUCCAGCAGCAAGACCGGCUCAGUGCGUAGCAAGAAGGGACGACCGCCGCUACACAAGAAACGCAUCGAGGGUAAGGAGACAGAGGAGAGUAGUGUGGAGGGCUCGUGGAUGAUGCGUAACGACACCCUCCAGACACCGGCGCCGCUGCAGACUCCUCAGCUCACCUCAACAGUCCUCAGAGAGAACAGACCGGCAGAACACAUGCCAGACCCAGACUCAGAACCCGGAUCAGAGAACGACUACGUACACAAUCCUCAGAUGCAGAUGUCGUGGCUCAGCCAGCAGAAGAUGGAGGAGGUGAACAGGAAGGAUCGAACAGGCGUGAACUACAUCAAGUCACGCAGUAACCAGGGCGUCCGGCAGACUGUGCGUGGGUUGAUGGAGGAUGAUGCAGAGCCCAUCUUCGAGGAUGUGAUGAUGUCAUCGCGGGGUCAGCUGGAGGACAUGAACGAGGAGUUUGAGGACACUAUGGUGAUUGACCUGCCGCCGUCAAGGAACAGACGUGAAAGAGCAGAAUUAAGACCAGACUUCUUUGAUUCUGCAGCAAUGAUUGAGGACGAGUCGGGAUUCAGCAUGCCCAUGUUCUGAUCUGGAAAGAGGCAGAGACCCUGAGAUCAGGAUCCAGGUCAGCAGUAAACAGAACGGGGGGGGGUUUGGGGACGUUUAUCCCAGAUCACCUACCAAUCAGACUCUUAAGAAGAAGAAGAAAAAAAACUUGAAUUUUCUUUUUCUAAAAGACUUGUUGGAAGGAUGUUUGUCACACAAAUCUACUGAUGGAUUCUGCAUCAGUUGGAUCUCAUUAAGAUGCGUGAAGAAAGGAUUUGCUCUGUUCUUUCAGAAAACCCACAGGAUCCACAGUAUAGUCCAGAUUCUUCAAGAGCUUUGUCGUGUUCCUAUUCUUCCUCCUACUCUUUCUCCUCAGCCUGUUGGUUUAGCUCGUUAGCAGUAGCUCGGAUGGCAUUCUAAGUAAUCCUGCAGUGAGCCGACAAGUACUGGCA
Molecule: messenger RNA, 4524 nt
Organism: Monopterus albus (swamp eel)
Lineage: Eukaryota; Metazoa; Chordata; Actinopteri; Synbranchiformes; Synbranchidae
Gene: stag1a
Product: STAG1 cohesin complex component a
Exons: 33
Coding region: 320-4114 (1264 amino acids)
Biological process (GO): sister chromatid cohesion
Cellular component (GO): nucleus; chromatin; cohesin complex
Molecular function (GO): chromatin binding
Source: RefSeq, a predicted model, not a curated record